This is a messenger RNA of Meleagris gallopavo (turkey), 1375 nucleotides long. RefSeq names its product E3 ubiquitin-protein ligase Topors-like. Lineage: Eukaryota; Metazoa; Chordata; Aves; Galliformes; Phasianidae. Gene Ontology annotation, molecular function: metal ion binding; ubiquitin-protein transferase activity. The record is from RefSeq and is a predicted model, not a curated record. Gene Ontology annotation, biological process: protein autoubiquitination.
CCAGUCAGUCUCGUGCCUGGACUCCUGCCGAGCGUGUGUUUGCGAGGCUUGGAGGUGGAGCGAGCAUUUGUCUUGGGUGCUGGGCUGUGCUUUGGGCACUGCUGGCAGUGGCUUUCGGUGCCCAUCCUUACAGCCAUCACUUGCAUUUCCCUGGUCUGCCUGGCUCAGGCCACCAGGGCCCCACGGGGCGCACGCGCAGCAGCAGAGUGCGCAAUAUUUACCCCUGUGGUGCUGCAGAAGAGGAGCAGCUCUUCAUCUUUGCUCCCCAGCAAACCACCGAGUGAGGAGCAUGGCAGCAGAGGAGGAAUGGGUAUGUCCCAUCUGCCGUGACGAGCGCAAGGACAUUGCCUACGCAAUGCCGUGCUGUCACGAGUUCUGCCUCGGCUGCAUCCUGCGGUGGGGCAAGCAGCAGGAGAGCUGCCCUCUCUGCCGGAGAGUCAUGGAAGUGGUCAAGGUGGCAGCGCUGGAUGAUGACGAGGACCUGGACUUCGUCAUCUGGCCUCCAGCAGCUCCUGUACCUGCCUGCUUCCAGGAAGCCGUUGCUCCCGAUUUCAGCAGCUCAGGCUCUUCGCUGUCCUCUUCGCCACCCCCUUCACCGUGGUCGGAUGAGGAGGAGGAGGCAGAAGAUGAGGAGGCAGAGGCGGAGGCAGUGGAGGUGCCUACAGUGGGCGGUCUCCCGCCUGACAUCUGGGCAGAUCUGUUCAGGCAGCACCAGCAGAUCCUGGACCCUGUGCUGCCCUGGCUGCGCCAACAGCUGCAAGCCACCUUUCACACACACUGGUGGCCGGCAAUGGCAGCGGAGGCCUACCUCCUGAAUGCCCUGUGUGACAUCGGGCUGGACGGCGAGUGGCUGACGGAGAUGACGCGGCCUGCCCUGGAGAACAGAGCGGAGGCGUUCGUCCAGGAGCUCCUCGACAACAUCGUGCGCCACUGCGGCGAGGAGGCGCACAGACUGCUGGGUCUGCAGGACGCCCACGUGCCUGAGGGGCGGGAGGAAGGCCCAGCAGCCAGGGGGCAGGAGGACAGCCCUGUGGCCGCCCCUGGCCCCACAGCCUCCCCAGAACCGGACCUCACGUCGGGGCCCAGAGUCAGCACUGCAUGUCCCAGCAUUGAGGAGGAGACCCGCACAGCAGUGGCUGACGUUCUUGUGUGUCCCGAUCACGUCCCCGCUGCACACUUGGCGAGGGAAGCGGAGGAGCCCCAUGAAGAGAUGGAGCAGGCAACAGCAGCAGGUCCCUCUGCCCGGGGCAGCAGCCCCUCUGCUCCUGGCCACCCUCCUGAGAGGGCCCGGCGGCCCCCUAAGAGGAGGGCUGACAGUGAGCAGGACCCACAGCCGCCCUGCAAGAGGCCUCCCCCUCGGCCUCACUAGCAGGGC